AUACCAGGAGCCAGCAGAAAGGGGCAUUUCAAGAAAAAGCACUAUCUUACAAGUACUGACAGAUAACCUGUCAUUUUUCCAAAGAAGCUGUCCACCCAAAAAAUAAAUUCCCACAAAGCCUUUCAAAGGAACCCAGAUUUAGAGUUGGAAGGACUCUCAGUGCCUCUCAAAUUCAAACUGUCCCAUUUGAGAGAUGAAAAGACAGGACCAGAGAGAACAAGUGACUUUUCUAUGUCAUGCUGAAAGUAAACAGCAAAGCCUGGUUUGUAUCCGGGCUUUCUAUCUUAAAAUGUAGUGCAAAUUUCACAAUAUUCUAUUGCCUCCACUUAACAUGUGUGUGUUGUAAGGGAUUUCAUUUUAUUUUUAAACCAUGCUUAUCAAGACACAGGUGCUACCUGUGCUCCUACUCAAAUGUAGCUCUCAGUAUGUCGAGAAACUAUGAGCUGGGACAACUCAUUAUUUUCUCCUUGUCUGGCACAAAUGUAUCUAAGUAGGUACCUCCUGGAAAGAAAGAUAAGGAUUUAAGUGAGCAGACAAAUUUAGAAGACUAGGAUGCUACAAAAAUCACUGUGUGUGUGUGUGUGUGUGUCUGCAUGUAUACAAGAGUGCAAACUCUUCUGCUAAAUUAAAGUGACAUCUCGGAAGGAAAGACAAGAAUAUAUGGACAAAUUAAUUUUCAAUGAUAAAAUACCACAUGAAGAGAAAACCAAAAAUCCUCAAUGAGGCAGAUGUUAACACAAAAACAGGCACCUCAUUUAAUACACAGGAGUGUGCCCGGAGUCUCCUUGUGGGAGCCGUGCCAGCGGAGGGUCUCCAGCAGUUCCCCACCUCCCCCUACCCUAGGUAAACUCCAGCCUCAGCUCUGGGGAGCGUGCAUUCUUGCAAUCAAUCGGAGUCAGCACCAGUGACAGCUCUGCAGUCCUCCAAUGUGGUGCUGAUCAGGUGUUCCCAGAGCCUGGCUCAGCUCACAGCGACACAAUGCAGCUGAGCAGGCUGAGCAAGGGAGCACAAGCCUCAGCCUCCUGCACACAGCCUGUCCCUGCUCUCCAGAACACAGCGGGCGACCUUUGAGCUUGAGCCUCACAGGGAGAUGAUGUGCUGAGGUGGAAGACAACCCUAUCUGUGGCAAAGAUGGAAUAUCAGAUAUUGAAAAUGUCUCCCUGCCUGCUCGUCCUUCUGCUUCUCAUCCCUGGUAUUCUCUGUAUCUGUCCCCACCAAUGUACAUGCUCAGAAAAGCACAGGCGUGUGGACUGUUCGGGCAGAAACUUGACUCUCUUACCCCCCGGACUCCAAGAGAACAUUGUUCACUUAAACCUCUCUUCUAACCUCUUCACCGAUCUUCACAACCAGCUAACUCAGUACACCAACCUGAGGACCCUCGACGUGUCCCACAACAUGCUGGAGCGCCUCCCCGAGCAGCUGCCCAGGUCCCUCUGGGAAAUGUACGCUACCAACAAUGCCAUCAAACUUCUGGACAAGUCGGACACCGCUUACCAGUGGAACCUUCAGCGCCUUGAUGUUUCUAAGAAUAUGCUGGAAAGGGUUGUUCUUAUCAAAAACACACUCACUAGCCUCAAGUUUCUCAACCUCAGUAGUAACAAACUCUGGACAGUCCCCACUAACAUGCCUCCCAACAUUAAGACAGUGGACCUGUCCAGUAAUUCUUUGACCCAAAUUCUUCCGGGGACAUUAGUGAAGCUGACAAAUCUCACACAUCUUUACCUCCACAACAAUAAGUUCACGUAUAUUCCUGAUCAAGCCUUUGACCAAUUAUCUCAGCUGCAAGUGAUAACUCUGUACAACAAUCGAUGGGCUUGUGAUGAGAAGCAAAAUGUCACCUAUUUACUGAAAUGGGUCUUGGAAACCACAGCUCAGGUGAUCGGGUCUCCAUGUUCUAAUCACACAACCCCCUGGCAAAACUACACGGAACAAUCCACCCUCUCUGCAAUGACCUCAAGCAUGUUCACUGUGGCUAGCACACAGGCCACGGACGCCAUUAGCUCCCUGAGUCUGGAAACCCAACAUAAGGUGACCAAAAUACCCAAACAAUACCGGACAAAGGAGUCCCCGUUAAGUGCCACUCUGGGCAAAAGCGUGGUCCUGACGAGCACCGAUAAGCCUCUGGCUCUCUAUCCAGAAGAACUGCCCACAGGAAAGACAAAUUCCCAUGAAGCAGCAGCUGCGACACUGACCAUCCACAUUCAAGAUGCAACUGUCUUAAAUGCAAGUGUCACGAGUUCUACAAAAUCCUCCCCAACUCCAAUGACCCUAAGCAUCACAAGUGGGAUGCCGAGCGGCUUCUCUGAAAUGGCUCAACAAAGCACAACUCUCACCUUAAGGAAGGAGGGGACAACCACCGAAGCUCUUAAUUCUCGCCUACCUUCCACAGCAAGUAUCUGGAAAGCAGAUGCGUCGCAUGUCUUCAUGAUCAACGUCAUUGUAAUGAUGGUCAUGCUGACUGGCUGAGGACCUGAAUUUUCUGAAAUUAAUCAAAGUACUCCUCUCUCUGAUGUAAAUUUGGAAAAACAUGCUCGUGUCUAACCAGUGACUCAAUUAUAGAAAACCCUCCAGAAGGCCAGUCUUGCAUUUCUGACUCUGAUCUUAAUGAAGUAACUUUGUCCUAAAUACAAGAAGUGCACAAAUAAUGUCUUGGUACUUUGCUGCUAUUUUACUGUCUUAACUGAGUAAAAUCUAACCUGUUAAGUUUUUUUUUUAAUGAAAUGUUUAUUUUAUAUCUUAAAGCUUCAUUUUCUUGCAAAAAAUAUAAAGCAUCUGAACUUUAAUAUGUAUUUUAUGUAUGUUUUCAUCA
Messenger RNA from Sarcophilus harrisii (Tasmanian devil), 2809 nucleotides. RefSeq names its product oligodendrocyte myelin glycoprotein (gene OMG). Gene Ontology annotation, molecular function: protein binding. Gene Ontology annotation, biological process: neuron projection regeneration; positive regulation of neutrophil differentiation; regulation of stem cell division. The transcript is spliced from 2 exons. The coding region runs from base 1132 to 2466 and encodes 444 amino acids. The record is from RefSeq and is a predicted model, not a curated record. NCBI's taxonomy places the organism in Eukaryota, Metazoa, Chordata, Mammalia, Dasyuromorphia, Dasyuridae.